GAUUAAAACAUUCUAUUUUACUUAAGUUAAGGUUCAUCUUACAUUUUAACUGCUAUUUUCUAUAUUCUGUGGAAUUUUCUUGCCCAACUUAAUGAAAGCUUUAAUCGAGCCGACAUUCUUGACUACAGGAUGUAACGCUGACCAAGUGGACAUUCUUAAACUGUAGUGACUACAUCUAAACAGCUUUCAACUGAUUUAUACUGUACUUGCAGAUUAGUGGUAAUGAUACAACUCUGCAGCAGAUAAGUCAACGUGUGGGCUAUAAUAGACAUUAUACAGUUUGGAAAUGUUCAAAGUACCGAUAAAACUAUAUUCAAAGAUGAGAUGAACGUAGGAACACCAUCUGCAGUAACUCCAAUUCGAAACCUAGAGUGUGAUGUUUCUGAAAAAGAAAUAAGUUUACGAUAUGCAAUGACUGAUUCGAUUACAACAUUGGAUGUUGGCAUGAGUGAUAUUAGCUUCGGUAGCGUCAAGGUCGGCGACAACAAAUAUGUAUCACAGUACUCAGUGGUAUCAUAUGAAGACGACCGAUCUCAAACAUCAACAUCAAAUUUACACCUGUUACCUGACGUUGAGUCGCUUACUUUGCAUCCACUAUCAGGCUUCGGUGAGAGUAAUUUUGAGUUUACCGAAAAUCAGAAUAGUGGAAAUAUAUCGGAGGAAAAGAUUGAUAAGAUUCGUCGUAAUGUUAAUCUCCAAGAGGUUGGUAUUAGUGAUAUUAGCUUUGGCAGCAUCAAGAUCAGCGAUAAUACAAAUUUACCACAGUACUCAGCGGUAUCGUAUGAAGAAGACCGAUUUCAAAAAGCGACAUCCAAUUCACACCUGUUACCUGACGUUGAGUCGCUUACUUUGCCGUCACUAUCUGGCUUCGGUGAGAGUAAUUUUGAGUUUAAUAGUGAAAAUACAUUGGAGGAAAAUAUUGGUAAGAUUCCUAGUAAAGUCAGUCUCCAAGUAAAAUGCCAAGGCAACAAAAAAGAUGAACCAACUCAAAAAGAUGAAAUGGCCAAAGUUAGGACUAGCAAAAAUUCGCUUGAUAUACAAUUAUCCGGCAAUAUUUCGGUGGCAACCAGUGAAAGUUUGCCAAGCGUGGCGAGCUCUCUUAAAGACGAUGAUAAUGGAUCCAUGAAUGCAGGUUCUAACCUUCAGUUAAUCAAACAAGAUCUUAAAAAAGACUCCAACAAUGGUCGAAAGUGUCACAGUGAAUCGGAAGUCUUGACAUCUGUAAAAGAACCUUGGAUUGACAUUCCCAGAUCCCAAACUGCCACUCUACAAACUACUGUCAUAAAUAUCGAUUACCUGAAAAUCAUGGCAAAUGUUGAUGAAGAGCUAAAAAGUUUAUCGGAGGAUUUGCAGACUGUUAGAGAUUAUCAGCAAUUGUUGCGUGAUGACAAUGCAGACGAUGAUAUCAAAGAGUUCAUCGAAAUUGAGAGAGUCUUGGAAAGUAUCGAAGAGAAAGCUAUGGCAGAGAAAAGAUUGCAAAGAAGAUUUCAUAUUGACGCUCAAACUAGAGACAAACCUGAAUCUUCCACUUCUUCUACAGAUAUUAUGCCUGAGAUUGAAUCAGGAUCAUCACAAGAAUCAGAUUCAUAUACGAUCACUGUACCUCCUGAAAUGCUUGAUUUGAAAUCUUUAUCUGUUGGUAACGUCAUUGCUGACUAUGAGAAUUUGUUGCAAGAUUUGAAUUCUUUAGACAUAUCAAAGGAUGCUUUCAAAGAGAAGUAUGAAAUCACAAAAAGCGAACUUCAUUUAUUGGGGAAAGAUAAGGAUAUUCUUGAUAAAAUUGCCCAAUUCAGAAUGAUUCAAACACUGGUCAAUCAAAUCGAACAAAAGGCUGCUGCUUCACAAAUGGAGAAUAAUCAUGAUGUUAAAUUCGAUAUGGAAUCAUCUGAUGCUGAAAUAGAAUAUUUUGCAGAAAGAGUUGCGACAUCCGCUUUAGGUAAAAUAGUAACUCUUGGCUUGGAGAGUCAACAGGCAAUACAAUGUGAAAGUGUCAACGAAACUGAGCCUAGUGUUUGUAACGUCGACACCCAAGUAUCUAAUAAUGCUUUCAGUCCAGAAUCAUUGGAACGGACGUAUUCUACCGCUGGCCGGGACAUAAACCCGUAUCUUGACAUGAUGGGUCUGAGAAAACACAUGGCUGAUAACGCUGAAAAUGAGCCUGUCAUCCGGGAAAUUGAUUACAAUCCUCCUGUCGUAAAGAAGAGCUAUCUUGAUGUACGUAGUAAGAUAUCCAAGCUCUUCCAGAAGAGUACUGACUCGACAGACCCAAAAGGAGAGCAGGAAGCUGGCGACCUCGCAUCAACCUCCAAAAACCGUGAUACAAUUUCACGCAUAUCAGCAUUUCCUGAUUUUCUUACUGUCAAGACUGAUUCAGCAGAACGACAGGACUUAGUUAAAGGCAGUCUGCAAAGCCCGUCUACUGAUAGAGCUAAUUUGAGAAAUAACAUUAACACGUCAUGCAAAUGCAAUGAUCUCAGUGUUAAAGACUACCAGAAGUCGAGCUCAGAUAUUAUCAUUUUAUUGGAUGACGAACUGUUGGAAGGUGUUGCAACAAAUAGAAAAGUUGACACCGAAAAUUUCGCGUGUAAAGUCAUAGAUAGAGAAAACGAGCCCGUAGUUCAAGAAAUUGAUAGGGUUAAAGAUAACUAUUGUGAUGUACGUAAUAGCAUAUCGGGAGUCUUUAGAAAGUUUGAACCAAAAGAACUGAAUGAAACAGGUGACUUAGUGCCGUCUUCAAGUUUUGACAAUCAGUCAUCUCAUUUACCAGUACCACCCCAAGAUCCCAAUGCGAGAACACACCGUGAGUCACUUCAUGAAUUUGAUACAAGUAGUUGUAAUGAAUGUGGCAGCGUUGCCAUCACCGCUACAGCUGUCGAAUCUAAUCAUGCUACAGAUUUAGAAAGUCUUAAUAUUGGGAUUGUAGAAAGCAAUCAAAUUUCAUUACUUGAUCAUAAGGAUAAGAAGAGUCAGCUCAAAAUGUCAUGCUCGGCACUAGAUGGGAGUCACCCCGCAGCCCAGCCUUUCAAAAUAUUAAUCCCCGAAACCGAAUCUUAUGCCGAUUUACCUCCUCAUUCAGAGUUAAUAUCGGAAUCACCAGAGGGUUUGAACUACUUGGCAUCGAGACAUGACCAUCAAGAAAACGUUGACAAUGAUCAGGACGUUGGAAAGCCUAAGUCUGAUGAUUCCAUAAAGAAGCAGCUGUCGAAAGAUGAGCACAUGAACGAGACUCCUUGCUAUACUUUUAGCACAUUUUCAUUUCAAGAAUCCGAUAUUGCGAUAAAAACUGUAAAAUCGAUGUUAGCACCACCUGAUGAUUUAAAUGACUCGAUAUCUAGAUAUGACCGUCAAGAAGCCUUGAAGAAACGAAUAGAAAUGAAUAAAGUAGAUAUUGAAUUUGAUCCACGCACCAAUGUAUCCGUCAUCGCAAAGCGUCUGUCUUUGAGUGUAAAACAAACAUUUGACGACAUUGUUAAGAACGACGAAUACUUUGAAAAUUACCUUGCAGAGAUGUCUGAUGUAAAUUCAGAAGAUUUUUCAUUGGAUGUCCCUUUACUAAACCUAGCUUCAAAAUCGCCCCAGGACGAACAUUUGUCAGAUGACGCCUCAACAUCAACCAUGAAUGAGAUUGAGCAGUUACUCACCGAAAGGACAGACCAAGACAGCUGCAGCGAAACUGUUUCAUCCCAAAAGCCUUGUACAGUUUUUACCGAUGAGCCUUUCUGCAAACCAGCUUUGGAUCAAAACCAGCUUUUGAAUCAAAAAGAGAAAGUAGAGAUUAGAUGGCGAAAAAGUCCGAGACAAGUUCUUGAACUUUUGAAAUCGGAGAAGCUGGAUCAGGUGCAGAUGGAGCACGUGCAGAUGGAGCACGUGCAGAUGGAGCACGUGCAGAUGGAGCACGUGCAGAUGGAGCACGUGCAGAAUAUGUCUGAUAUAAAGAUCAAGAUAUCAGAACUUGCUGGUAAGAACGAUACAAUAAUAGAUUUGGUGACUCCUCCGAUUCAAGGAGAUGCUACAAAGGACUCAAAACAACCUGAAAGGCGGAGCUCGAAGAAGGCUAAGCGCCCAAAAAAAAGAAAGAUCCUUAAAUUUUGUUUUUAA
Messenger RNA from Bolinopsis microptera, 4098 nucleotides. RefSeq lists its product as uncharacterized. The coding region runs from base 325 to 4098 and encodes 1257 amino acids. The record is from RefSeq and is a predicted model, not a curated record. NCBI's taxonomy places the organism in Eukaryota, Metazoa, Ctenophora, Tentaculata, Lobata, Bolinopsidae. The transcript is spliced from 2 exons.